Gekko japonicus is the source of this 1170-nucleotide messenger RNA. RefSeq names its product death associated protein like 1 (gene DAPL1). Bases 135 to 533 code for a protein of 132 amino acids. NCBI's taxonomy places the organism in Eukaryota, Metazoa, Chordata, Lepidosauria, Squamata, Gekkonidae. The record is from RefSeq and is a predicted model, not a curated record. Gene Ontology annotation, molecular function: death domain binding. Gene Ontology annotation, biological process: apoptotic signaling pathway; negative regulation of autophagy; cellular response to amino acid starvation. The transcript has 5 exons.
CUUUCACGACAGCCAUGCUGACGAAGCCCGACGCACCCGUGCCGACCUCCCCCUUGAAAGGGGGGCGUUCCCCUGCAGACCUCUGAUGGAAGAAGGUUGCUGAACUUAGAAGCAAAAAUCCCGCCUUCCUGCUGAUGCUGAUGAUACAGGGAACAAGACGUGUCCUGAUUGUCAGUGGUCUUCACACAUGUCCUUCCAAGAACACUAAUGGAGUUUCUUACUCUCAGUUGCGCAGAUUAAUUUUAAUCUUGAUUAAAACCUUAGUCAAAGCUGGAGGUAUGAGAGUUUCUAAGAAACUGGAGAAUACAGCUGCUGAAAGGAAUCCCAAAGUCCAUGGGAGAGAAAGGACCAGUGCGGUUAGCAUUGCAAAAAUGCAAAGCAUGAGUGUCUUGUUAGCAGAUGCAUUAGAGAAACUCAGGCAGAAAUUCCCAGCAGCAGCCACACAAGGAGCGCAUCAAAAGCCACGGCCUACUCUGGAAAAGAUUAUACCGCCCAAAAGAAUGUGCAUUAUUCAGCAGCCUCGGAAAUGUUAAAUAUGUAGAGUAAAAUAUUCAUAUAUCUGACAGACUUGCUCUUAACAAAACAGCACUUAGCUAAGCAAGCAGUAAAUGGACCAAAUGUCUUCUGCAGCUUCUAAUUCGUAUUUUUCAGGCAAUAAAAUCUGUGUACAUUCUGCAAUUUUUUUCUUUGUGUUUUUUUUUCCAAGAGGAGAUUAAUAAGACUUUCUCAUGUAAUUGUUCCCAAAGCCUCCUGGGUGUUGCAGCUUGGAAUAGAUGGGCCAUUUCUUUGAGCAGUAUUCUUAAGAGAGGCAAGGCGUGUCACACUUCUUAUCAGUCACAAAGCCAGAUGCAGUUCACCAGCUACGUGGCAGCUUGACUGGAAAUUCAUAACCUGCCUCCUUUUUAAGUACCGGACAGGCAGCAAAACCAGAAACUGCGUGGAGAUACUGGUAGGAUACAUGUACCAUGCCUGGAAGCAUAAAUGGCAUUACAUCUGAAAAUGUGGGGGAAAGCAGGACAGUUACUAAACUUUCCUAAUUCCUCUCUUUCUUAGCAUCAUUUGAAAAAUAUCAGCUUCUUCGUGAUCAUCAGUUUAUCUAUCUUGGUAUAGGGUAUCUUUUGCAUGAUCUGAACCAGUUCAUAAGGCCCCUGGAGACAUGUGGAGCUAUGU